CUGCAGCGGGGUCCUGAGCUCGGCAGGAAACCGGAAGAGAAGAUGACUGUUCAUAACUUGUACAUAUUUGAUCGUAAUGGAAGCUGUCUCUAUUAUAACGAGUGGAACCGCAAGAAACAGGCGGGAAUCUCUAAAGACGAGGAGUUUAAGCUCAUGUAUGGGAUGUUGUUCUCCAUCCGUUCGUUCGUCAGUAAGAUGUCUCCUCUGGACAUGAAGGACGGCUUUCUGUCCUUUCAGACCAGCAAGUAUCGUCUCCAUUACUACGAGACUCCCAGUGGACUGAGGUUCAUCCUGAACACGGACCUGUCUGUCCCCAACGCCAGAGACACCCUGCAGCACAUCUACAGCAACCUGUAUGUGGAGUACAUCGUGAAGAACCCGGUGUGUGUGCUGGGUCACAGUCUGGACAGUGAGCUGUUCAGCAGCCGGCUGGACGCCUUCAUCAGAGCGCUGCCGUACUACAGUCCCCGCGCCGCCUAACAGACAGACACACGCACACGCACACACAUUGUAUUUCUCGUG
This is a messenger RNA of Centropristis striata (black sea bass), 522 nucleotides long. It is a transcript of the gene trappc1, whose product is annotated as trafficking protein particle complex subunit 1. Gene Ontology annotation, cellular component: TRAPP complex. The coding region runs from base 43 to 480 and encodes 145 amino acids. NCBI's taxonomy places the organism in Eukaryota, Metazoa, Chordata, Actinopteri, Perciformes, Serranidae. The transcript is spliced from 5 exons. Gene Ontology annotation, biological process: endoplasmic reticulum to Golgi vesicle-mediated transport. The record is from RefSeq and is a predicted model, not a curated record.